Messenger RNA from Gaeumannomyces tritici R3-111a-1, 1058 nucleotides. RefSeq lists its product as hypothetical. The transcript has 3 exons. The record is from RefSeq and is a predicted model, not a curated record. Lineage: Eukaryota; Fungi; Ascomycota; Sordariomycetes; Magnaporthales; Magnaporthaceae. Bases 246 to 689 code for a protein of 147 amino acids.
CGUAUCAUCGCGCUUGCCUUUUUGGGCUGUAACAGAACGGCGCUGGUGCCUGCCUGCUGGGCAGAAUAGGAAGAAAACAUUUCGCACAAUGGAAAAGAACCCGGGAUAGAGAGUAGGCCUGACCUCACAGAUGGGGAAUGCACACCAUCUCAGUCGGUGAUUUCACACCCCAUCUAUUCACCCGCAUCUGUGUCUUCGGGAGCACAAUUGGAUCCAGCUCUCCUUGCGGCUGAGAUCUCGACAGAAUGCCUCCCAAAAGAAAAGCAGCGCCGGCUUUGGAACAUAGGAGUAGGGCUGCUCCGCAGUCCUCUCUAAAGAAGAUAGCCGCCGAGUACAGAAAGCAGCUGAACUCCAGGUUGGCCCAGAUCAAGAGCCAGUACCUAGUGCGUGCCAAUGAGGUCAAGCAGCGGGCCAAGGACAAGAUACAGGAGAAGAAGACAAGGAUCUUUGCCCAGCAGACUCGCGAGCGCCGCCAGGUCUCCGUCAAGCUACUGAAGCUGCUGAAUGCGCGCGACGCAAAGCUUCAGGCCAUUGCUAGCAAGUUAGAAGAGACGAAGCACGACCACGACACCUUCGCCGCAUGCCUAUCGGUCGUCUACAAGACUUUGAGUGACAAAGCGAGCAAUUUAUCUGACAUCACCCCGACCCCGAGACACACGGCCAACUCGAAAGACAGGGCGAGGAGGUGAGCAUGGAGUUCGUGGGGCACAGGCCAUGCAACUGUGCCAGCCAUCCUCGACUUGACCAACUGUAUUCUGCGCGGAGCUUCCUUUAUGGCCACGAUCCGGGGAAUGGAGCACUGUCGAAUGAUGCUCCCCCCUUCGCUGAGGAGGCUUGCUGGGCUUGUAAAUCAUGGCUGAGGGAUGAGUUCUGUGUCUUGUUAUUUGAACAGAGCCAAACGCCGGUCUAUCCUGUUUUUCCAGCGGACACGAGUCCGUAUCGUAUGUACAAUGGCGCUAUAAUCCAGCCCUAGAUCACGGCGCCACGGGUAGUAAAUCGUACAGAGCUGGCACUGCCACUUGAUAACGGUGCUAUGGUCGCUGUGUGACUUGUCAGAC